Messenger RNA from Aspergillus niger, 1227 nucleotides. RefSeq lists its product as uncharacterized. Gene Ontology annotation, biological process: zinc ion transmembrane transport; intracellular zinc ion homeostasis. Bases 1 to 1227 code for a protein of 408 amino acids. Gene Ontology annotation, molecular function: zinc ion transmembrane transporter activity. Lineage: Eukaryota; Fungi; Ascomycota; Eurotiomycetes; Eurotiales; Aspergillaceae. Gene Ontology annotation, cellular component: membrane. The transcript has 8 exons. The record is from RefSeq and is a predicted model, not a curated record.
AUGUCGGAGCUGGAUGGCACAACAACUCACCAGCAGUGUAGAGACUUGAGAGCAACAUGUUUGCCUUGGUAUAGGCACACCAGAAGGGGUCCUCGCAAUAUGCUCCGUCAGCCUGUACUUCUACAGCAAAAGGUCGUCUGGGCUUUGUCUCAUCCUCAUCUGAGGGAUUUCAGUAUCAUGGUGCUCAAAAUAUCACGCGCCACGCGGUUGACGGUGGUGGUUGUCAUCUCCUCAGCAUUCUUUGUGGCUGAGAUUUCAGCCCACGACACUGUUCGAAACGUUGCAACAGAUACUGAGAUCAAGCUCCAGGUCUCAGAAGCAGAUGAAUCGCCGAAAGCCCUAUCCUUCGGUUGGCAACGAGCCCAGUUGCUGGGUGCCUUCUUCAAUGGGGUCCUACUCUUCGCGCUCGGGAUCAGUGUUGAGAAUCCUAAGCUCAUGUUCAUAAUGGGAGCCAUCGGACUGACCCUGAACCUUAUCAGCGCCACGUUUCUCCACGAGCAUCACCAUCAUGAUCACGGCCAUGAACCUAGUUCAGGGGCUCUCGAAGAGCUUCCCGUGUCGACGACAGAUGACAUUACAGGACCGGAACGACCAGGAAGUCCUAACCACAAUGAUCACAAACACCUUUCAAAUGGGGCUCAUGCAGCCUCUCACGGACAUGACCUAGGGAUGCUGGGGGUCUUGAUCCAUGUUAUAGGCGAUGCGGCCAAUAACCUUGGAGUGAUGGCAGCGGCCUUGGUCAUAUGGCUCGCUCACUAUGGAGGAAGAUACUAUGCGGAUCCUGGCACAAGCAUGGGAAUAUCCAUUAUGAUAAUGCUGUCUUCUGUUCCACUGGUGCGGCGAUGUGGAAUCAUCCUGCUGGAAAGCGCGCCUAAUGGAGUCGACCUUGAGGAUGUGAAGCAUGAUCUAGAGAAGAUUCCCGGUGUUCUAUCGGUCCACGAGCUACAUAUCUGGCGCCUAAACCAGCACAAGGCGCUCGCAUCGGUUCAUGUAAUGGUGUCCGAUUGCUCAGUACCGAGUUUCCUUAAGUUGAGUAAGACCAUCAACGAAUGUUUCCACGCAUACGGGAUCCAUUCUACCACGAUUCAGCCGGAGAUGGCCCACCCGGAGGCGAUUGCUCUGGGAAGGCCGGCAGUGGAAACAGAACUGAGUUCACAGACUGAAAUGUCUGAGAAGUGUCAGGUGAUAUGCGGGACAUUAUGUGAAGAAUUGACUUGCUGUGGAUAG